GGGAGGGACCCGAACACGGAAGUGGCGGCAGCGCCGGCGAAGCAGGUGGGGGCGGUGACUGCGACGUCUGAGAUGAGAACCCCGCACCGAAGGGUGGGGGCUUGCAGGCAGGCAUCAGUCUUAGAGGACCUACAUGAGGUGCCGGAGUGGUUGGGUCUCCCUUCUCCAGCUUAGCGAGCACCCAGAGUGAUGGCGGUGGUGAUGGCGGCAGUUACUCGGACAGCCCCAGUUAAACUGCGCUCCGAGAGAAGAAUAGGACUUUCCUGGUGGCGCAGUGGUUGAGAGUCUGCCUGCCGAUGCAGGGGACGCGGGUUCGUGCCCCGAUCCGGGAGGAUCCCACAUGCCGCGGAGCGUCUAGGCCCGUGAGCCAUGGCCGGUGAGCCUGCGCGUCCGGAGCCUGUGCUCUGCAGCGGGAGAAGCCACAGCGAUGUAUAUUUUGGCUGAGAGGAUGCUUAGCUUUUUUGAUUCACAUCGAAACUAGCUGUGGGAAAGGAACUCAGAUUCUUGACUCCAUGGCACUAUGGAAUUAUUAGCAUAAGAUAUAUCCAGAAAGUGCCCAGAAGAAACAUUCUACCGGAAAAACUGAAAGAGCAGUAUUUAUAACACUGGAAUUUGUGGACAGUUUGUUAAAAUGGCAGAAAAUAGUGAAAGUAAUAGUAAAAAUGUAGAUGUAAGGCCCAAAACUAGUCGGAGUCGAAGUGCUGACAGAAAGGAUGGUUACGUAUGGAGUGGAAAGAAGUUAUCUUGGUCAAAAAAGAGUGAAAGUUGUUCAGAUGCUGAAACAGUGAGUGCUAUAGAGAAAACUGAAGUUCCUUUAAGGAGCCAAGAAAGGAAGCACAGCUGUUCAUCUAUCGAGUUGGAUUUAGAUCAUUCCUGUGGGCAUAGAUUUUUAGGCCGAUCUCUUAAACAGAAGCUGCAAGAUGCUGUGGGGCAGUGUUUUCCAAUAAAGAAUUGUAGUAGUCGGCACUCUUCAGGGCUUCCGUCUAAAAGAAAAAUUCAUAUCAGUGAACUCAUGUUAGAUAAGUGUCCUUUCCCACCUCGAUCAGAUUUAGCCUUUAGGUGGCAUUUUAUUAAACGACACACUGCUCCUAUAAGUCCCAAAUCAGAUGAAUGGGUAAGCACAGACUUGUCCCAGACUGAAUUGAGGGAUGGUCAACUAAAACAACGAAGAAACAUGGAAGAGGUCAACUGCUUCUCACAUACCAGUGUUCAGCCCUGUGUCAUAACCAAUAACGAUUCUUCGGGUAGAGGUGGUCCUGGGACUGGCUCUAUAAUGAACCUGGCUUCAAAUAACAGUAUAGAAGAUAGUGAUAUGGAUUCAGAUGAUGAAAUUAUAACACUUUGCACAAGUUCCAGGAAAAGAAACAAACCCAAAUGGGAAAUUGAUGAAGAAACCCUGCAACUGGAAACACCUCCUAAGUACCAUACCCAGAUUGAUUAUGUCCACUGUCUUGUACCAGACCUCCUUCAGAUCAAUAAUAAUCCAUGUUACUGGGGCGUUAUGGAUAAAUAUGCAGCUGAAGCUCUACUAGAAGGAAAACCAGAGGGUACCUUUUUACUGCGAGAUUCAGCACAGGAAGACUAUUUAUUCUCCGUUAGUUUUAGACGCUAUAGUCGUUCUCUUCAUGCUAGAAUUGAACAGUGGAAUCACAACUUUAGCUUUGAUGCACAUGAUCCUUGUGUCUUCCAUUCUCCUGACAUAACUGGGCUCCUAGAGCAUUAUAAGGACCCGAGUGCCUGUAUGUUCUUUGAACCACUUUUAUCCACUCCUUUAAUUCGGACUUUCCCCUUUCCCCUGCAGCAUAUAUGCAGAACAGUUAUUUGUAACUGUACAACUUAUGAUGGCAUUGAUGCCCUUCCAAUUCCUUCUUCCAUGAAAUUAUAUCUGAAAGAAUAUCACUAUAAAUCAAAAGUUAGAGUACUCAGGAUUGAUGCACCAGAACAGCAAUGCUAGGAAAAGGGUAGGAACACAGGAGUGAUUAUAUACAUAUUUUCAUUUAAUAUUUUAUUUUUCUUAUUAUGCCACUUUGAAUUUUUCUACAGGGGCAGUUAAAGUCCAAAAUAAACUUAUGCCCUAAAUUUUACUUCCAGAUCAGUUUAUUUUUCUUAGGAUACAAUAAUUGUUUAACAAUAAUAAUUGUUUAAUAAUUGUUACACACUAGGAGUUAAUGGAUAUUUUUGACUAGGUGUUUGGUUUUUGUUUUUACCAUGUAGAUUGUAUACUUAAUUUUUUUCUUUUCUUAACUGUAAUUUGCAUAUGAUCCAGGGAUAUUUGAAGUUUGGUAGGCAUUGCAAACACAGUUAAAUAAUCUGUAUUUCAUACUUUUCUUUAAAAGUAAUCCUGUCCUUUCUUACAUAUAAAAUGCUUUGUUAACCUAUGCCAUUGGCAUUCCUAUACAUAGGAUACAGUUUCCCCAUCAUCCUUUUCAUUUGGUUUAAAAGUCUUCAGUAAAGCUGAGUGUGUUGUAAUUUACAAUCCAUACUAAUGUAAUUGACUUCUAUAAUUUACUAAUAGGGAUGUUAAAGGUUAGCAAAAUGGCUUAAAAUCAAACUUCAUGUGUUUUAAUUUUAAAUAUUAACUGUAAAGCAGAAUUACUAAAUUUGAUUAAUCAGGUCGGUAAGAAUCAAAUGAGGACAUGAUAUUUUGGGGGUGAAUUUAUUCUUCUAUAAUGUGGCAUGGUCAUUUAUUAUUCCUUGAGUAGAUCUUUCUCUCAAACUAGGAAGAGUUACCAUCUUCAGAACAUAAGUAUUGUUCCUUUCUCACUGGAAGCUUUAAAAAUAAUGGUAACACUAUUAGUAACUAGUAGUUACUAAAGUAAUAAAGCAACUAAGGUUUUUCUGAAUUUACUUAUGAACUGUUGCUUCUGCUUAGCUCUGUUUUAGAAACUCUGAGCCUGUUAGUUUGGAGAGAUGCCACAGUUUAUAUAAACAGCCACAAAUUUCCAUUGGUAACCAAAGAGAACUAGGUAGUUUUUCAUUAUUUUGAAUUGAGCUUGAAUAAAGAUUCAAGAAGUAAACGUGGAGCUCAGUAUUCAGGGAGCUUAAUAAUGGUUUUGAUCUUCAGGUUCCAGAUAAUUAUUCCUAUUUUCAGAACUAACAUGUCUUUAGUAUGGCUUCAAAAAGGAAACAUUUUGAGAGAGACGUGGCUUAUGCCAUACUGAACAAUACUGGGCACCAGGCGUAAUAUUUUGAAUUUAACAUCCCCAGAACGGGGAAGUAUUUUUAGAAAUGUUAUAUAAUAAGAUAGAUGGAAUGAUAGCCUACUCUUCUUUUUUAAAGAAUCAGUGAAUAAUAAAUAUCCUAGACAGUUAUUCCUUCUGGUGAGUUGUCUACCCCUUUGUACAAGUUGGCAUUUUUAAUAUCAUAGUAACUGAUUUCUUGAUGCUAGUUUAGCUCUAGUAGGAAGCUGCUUCUACCUGUAUUGAAAGAAAUUUGACUUAGAUUUCCACGUUAGAAUAGAUGUUUCUUAAGCAUCAUUGCUUUUGUGUUGAAGUAGCAUUUCCCUUUCCUGCAGUUCUGCUGAUAACAUAAAGAUGGCAUUUAAAAAUAAUUGCUUUAAAAUAACUUUUUAGCAAUUAUCACAAAAUUAAAAUCUGUUACCAUUGUCUUCUAACAUAUUUUUUUCUCAGUGAUCUCAAGAUUGUCUUGGUUCCAGUGAGGGUUAGCUACUAAAAUGGCACCUCUCUUAGCAGUGAUGAGGCUCGGGAUAUCAACACCAGUGUCAGGAUAAAUAUCUCUUCUAAAGAUGAUAUUUCCCUUUUACAAAAGUGGGACAGUCUCAUACUACCUCAUCUUUAUUGUGGCGCUUUUGUAGAUCACUGAGAAGCUUAUCUUAUUUACCAAUAUAGCACUUCCUAAAUGUCCAUCUUUGGUGAAAGAAAAUUAAUAGUAUGGUAAGACUCUACCCAUAAUUAUAGUUUUUUAUCAGAAUUUGAUAUUGAGACUUUCUGUUUCUAUGAAACAAUAUUGUUUUAAAUAUUUUUCUUUUAAAAAUAACUUUUUAUCAAUACAGAAGAACCUAAGGAAUGACUAGCUAGUGAAUAUUCUGUUAAAAGGUAAUUUUAUAAAGAAAAAUAUUACAUUGUCUUUUAUAAUGGUAAAAAUUAGUAUUUAUAUGAAAAUCAAGAUCUAAGUAGCCUUUCGUAUAUUCAAACUGGUUGCUUGUGAUAUAUUUUCUCUGGCUUUCUUAUUUUUUCACCUUCAAGGUAUUGAUAGCUGUUAACAUUUUCAAAAUACUGCCAUUUAUAUAGCCUUGAAGUAGGUGAUCUAAUAAAUGAGAGCAGGAAGGAGACUCAUUUACGCUGAAACGGUUUGUAUUUUUUCCUUUGGUAUUUGCUACAGAAAAGAAAUCGGGAAAGUAGAAAUGUAAGAUUUGAGAAAGGAAUUGUUUACCAUGAAGGAAAAAGAAGAGUAAUAAUACAUUUUUUAAAGCGUGAAGGAAUUGGAAUUUAGAAAGGUUUAACCCUUUCUCAGUGACUUGUGGACACAUUUGGAAGAGCAUUCGGUAUUCAGAAACUUAACUCAUUAAAAAUGUAAUUACUGAAAUUAUGUAUAAGUAAAUGAGUAUAAGUUUUGAAAGGAACAAUGUGGGGAGAUACAAAUGUAUCAGGUUGGCCAAAAAGUUCGUUCGGGUUUUUCCGUAUAUGAAAAACCCGAACGAACUUUUUGGCCAACCCAAUAAAUUUUGUAACUAAGUUGGACAUGGUGAGCGUUUGAAAAGUGUAAAUUGCAGGGUUGAGAAAGCAUUCAGCAUGGUGGGAAUGUGUGGCCCUUAUUGGUGAGAGAGGAUGGGGCUAAAAGAAACAAGAUAAAAUAUUAAAAUUAAGACUUUAGGCAUUACCUCAGGGGAAAGCCUUGAUAGUGAAAGGGGACUACUUGAUCACUAAUAGCUAGUCUGGACCAGACACUUAAAUGUGCUUUGGGAAUCAUCCUGCCCUAACCAGGAAAUAAACUUGACUUUUCUAUUUCUCUCUGAAGCUUUCAGGAAUACCCCCAAGCCCCCCUCUCCUUUUUUAAGCUACAGCAUCUUGAUUCAUACUAUAAUUCCUGAAACAUGCUGAAUGGAUUUUUUAGGUUCCUUGAGCAUUUUUGUAUGAAGAAUCAUAUCUGAUCUUUCUAUAACCAUGCCAUUCACUUAAAUAAUUCACAGAGGGAAGGGUUUAAUUUAAAGGAAGACCUAAUAGGAAGAAGAUUAAAGGAAGCUUUUAGUCAGUCUGUGGCUAGAUUUAUUGAUUUGGUGAUCAGACCUGUGUUCCUUCCUGAAUGUCAGCUAAUGGCAAACUGUGGUCAAAAAAAUGGCUUUCAGUUAAAAGUUUUGACUUCUUAUUGUAAAUAAUAUAAAGAAUGUCUAAGUCAUUAGAAAUCCUUUUUAGAAAAGUAGAGCAAAUGUGGCAAAUAGGACUCAUAUCAUUACACAAAUUACAUUUCUUUUUAUAAGAAAAACACAAACCAUUAUCAUUUAUUCAUGAGCCAAAGCCAUUAGGAAGAUAAAUCAAGUUAUCAGCUUCCUGUCUGUCUGAAGUUUGGAUCAUUUUAUAGAUCCAUGUAAUAGAGAGCUUCCUUCCUAUGAAACAAAAGCCUUGAGACCUAACUCUUACAAAUAUACUCUUAGUUUGCAUUAAAAGUCUUUUUUGUCACUUUUAGCUAUAAUCAGAGUCAAAUAGGUUAUAUAUUGAUUUUGGUAGAGCAAAUUUAACAGGAAGUGGACUUAAUUAUAUAAUAUUCCUGGAGAUAACACAAGGGAAACAGUGUUUAAAUGUAAAAUAGAUUGUGUGUUAGGUAAUUUAAUGCCCAAAUGAAUAAAAGAUUUUAAGUCAAGCA
This is a messenger RNA of Orcinus orca (killer whale), 5820 nucleotides long. RefSeq names its product suppressor of cytokine signaling 4 (gene SOCS4). The transcript has 4 exons. Gene Ontology annotation, cellular component: phosphatidylinositol 3-kinase complex. Gene Ontology annotation, biological process: intracellular signal transduction; negative regulation of epidermal growth factor-activated receptor activity; positive regulation of proteasomal ubiquitin-dependent protein catabolic process. Lineage: Eukaryota; Metazoa; Chordata; Mammalia; Artiodactyla; Delphinidae. The record is from RefSeq and is a predicted model, not a curated record. Bases 632 to 1954 code for a protein of 440 amino acids. Gene Ontology annotation, molecular function: 1-phosphatidylinositol-3-kinase regulator activity.